Colletes gigas is the source of this 2402-nucleotide messenger RNA. It is a transcript of the gene EDTP, whose product is annotated as myotubularin-related protein 14. The transcript has 6 exons. Gene Ontology annotation, biological process: dephosphorylation. The coding region runs from base 311 to 2245 and encodes 644 amino acids. Gene Ontology annotation, molecular function: phosphatidylinositol-3-phosphate phosphatase activity. The record is from RefSeq and is a predicted model, not a curated record. NCBI's taxonomy places the organism in Eukaryota, Metazoa, Arthropoda, Insecta, Hymenoptera, Colletidae.
AAAUCUUGUCCAUUUAACAAGUAACAUUAUGCUCUUGAUACCUUACAAUUUUAUCGCAUUAAUGUUAAAAGUCAUGUUAUUCAUGCGUAAAAGCAAAUUGUGACAAAUAGAAUAAUACUGAGUGCUAAGCUGUGAUGUUAUGUGGUAUACUUUGAAUACAGUGUUCGUGCCAUUCCUUUCGUACAUUAGACAUUGGCUGCGAUUAAUAUCUUGUGAACAUCCUCAUGAGAAUUAUAGAAAUUUAGAACUUCUUUAGGAAAAGUUGCCUUUUAGUAGAAAUUUCAAUAAAACGGUUUGAAAAACUUCAAUCAUGACAGAAAUCACCCUUCAAGAUUUACAAAAACUUCUCAUAUACUUCUCGAAAAACACUUAUCGAGCUAAGGAUGCGGACAGCACGAGUCAAGCAAUUAUGCAAAGAUGUCUGCUACUCACUGAUUUAGAUUAUACCCACUCCAUAAUAAAUAAUAAUGGAGGUGAUCUCAGUGCACACUAUCCUAGCCAUCUUAUCAUUUUAGAAUAUGAGAAGUAUAGAAAUCCAAAUAUGUGUGAUACGCCGCCACCACUGCCACGCGCAACAGAAACUAUAUACGAAAGCAUGUAUGAUCCAAAUAAAUUGAAGGAAUUGAUAAAAAGUGCCAGAUUUGCCAGGUGUCGUUCAAGAUUUCCACUGCCAGUAAUAUUGUAUAAGGGUAGACACGUAUGCAGAUCAGCCACGUUGUCCGGCGGACCAGAGAUUUAUGGUAGAUCUGGACUAGAUUAUUUAUUUGCCGGUAGUGAAGGAGUAGUAUCUAUUCAGCAACAAGUGGACGAAGCUCGUGCGAGCGAUUCUGUGCUUUGUGAUUGGCAAUUAUUUGAUAAAGUUAGGCAUCAAGACAUCAAACUUCUAAAAACACUUAAUGUAGGAACAAUUAUUGAUUUCAUGGUUGAGAAGAAGAAGGUCAAGUUUGGAAUGAAUGUAACUUCCUCGGAGAAAGUAGACAAAGAGAAGAGGUACUCAGACUUCACCCUAAUUUCACUGCCGUAUCCUGGAUGUGAAUUCUUCAGGGAGUUUAGAGAAAACGAUUAUCUGGCUAAGGGUUUAGUGUUCGAUUGGUCUCAGACACAUGUAGAUGCACAAAUUGGUGUGCCAGAAGAUUCAAUUUCUACUCAAUUGCGAAUUAAUUGGGAACAGUACCAAGUCUGGGAUCUAGUCAAGCUUUCUCAAAAUUAUUUAAAACUGAUAUUACGAUACUUGAGCGAUAGUAGUAGCGGAAUGUUGAUACACUGUAUCUCAGGUUGGGAUCGCACACCUUUAUUUAUUUCACUGUUGAGGAUAAGUUUAUGGGCCGACGGUGCAAUUCAUACGUCGCUGAACGCGUAUCAAAUUCUGUACUAUACGAUAGCGUACGAUUGGAUGCUGUUUGGUCACGAUUUGGAAGAUCGAUUAAGCAAAGGAGAAGAAAUAUUUUUCUUCUGUUUCUAUUUUCUAAAACACAUCCACGACGAAGAAUUUAGCGUUCAUCCGCGCCACAACAGAUCCAGACACGCGGUUCUACGCAACGAUAGUGACUCGCAAUUAGAUAAUGUUAUGUUCGAUAGUGAAUCUGUAGUGACCCUAAGCUCGGUCAGCUCCAACUUAAGUCUGAAUAGUUGGUGUAGCUCUGUUAGUCAAAAUAGCAGGGAUAGUCAAGAUAAUAAUCCACCAGCGGUGUUUCACUGUGCUUCCACAGAGAAUCAAGACGAUUGUCACAGUAACGGGAAUGUUGUUCCAUGGUCAUUCUAUCCUUCCCCAAAUAAGGAAGGUAUUGCUCAUGGUUCACGAUCACCCCUUCCUCCGAAUCGAACUUCGCCUGUAGCGGUUCCUGUACCAGGACGCCUCCGACAACGAAACGAAUCUUCGUCGUCUGGCGGUUCUUGGCAGAUGAUAUCGGGAACCGGAAGUUUACGUGGUUCCACGACUGCCAAUGCUCUGCUCGCGGACGGAUUAACGUCUUCUAGUUUAGUUUGCAAACCCCUUUGCGAAAUUUGUACAGGUCACGCAUCUCAAGAAUCAAGCACGACAAUUAUCGAGGAUGAAGCAUGUGCAUUGUUAGCACAAUCCCGCAGAGAAAAGUUACAGUGUUUAAGAAGAAUAUUUUAUAACGCUUAUAGUCAUACUGUUGGAUUCCGAAUGAAAGAUAAUUCUGAAUCGAGCGGUUUCGGUCAGCUACUUGGUAAUUUUGCCGAAAAAGUAGGGAUUCUUUCUGUUCAACGCACAUCCUUGUGACUAUAAUGUCCAUUAACUUCCCACAAUCAUGAGUUUACUGUUAUUGAUUCCUUGACUCAAUUCAGAAUUUUAUAAAACGCUAUGCAAUGGAAAUAAAACAACUGUAAAUUAUUGUUUAUGUGAAUAUUGCAUUGUUACACAAGAAGCAGCGAUUAUA